GAUGCGGCAGAGAGUUGUGACUGAAAGGGGGCGACGUCAGAUGGGCAGGAACCGAAUAUUAGAUUUGGUAGAGAAAGCCCCCCUGUCUCAAUGUAAGAGGGAAGAAAAAGGCGAGGGGGGAGGGAGAAACCUUAAAAAGAAGAAGAAAGACCACCGACAUCCAACCAGCGAGCUGUCGGCGAGUAGCUGGAGGAAGGAAAUAGCCGCGAAGAGGGUGUGCGAGGGGCCGUUUGAAGACUGACUUCAGGGGCAUUUUUGCAGCUUAUAGAGCACGAUGAUAUACUUCUGGAGCUCCCUCGGUAAGAUGUAGUGCUGUGAGCAGACGUAAGGCACACUGGUGUAGAGACUCGCACUUACGGUGCGCGGAGAGCCAGCGGAGAGCAAGGUCAGAGCUGAGAGGACGGAGCCAGCGGAAGCUAUUCGAGAAGGAUCACAGCCGCUGGACCCUUCUUCUCAGUUGGGCUUCUUUCUACAUUGAAUUUGAAAACCUUCAUAUUUUGGAUUAUAAAGAAACCAGACUCCAGGACUUCGAGAAGCUUCAGAACUUUCAGGACACACCUGCACCAUGUGUCAUGUGAUUGUGACAUGUCGCUCCAUGCUCUGGACUCUUCUCAGCAUCAUGGUCGCCUUCACUGAGCUCAUUGCCUUCAUGAGCAACGACUGGCUGGUGGGUACCACCGCUGGAUCAACCGUCGACAUUGGAUCAUACGGGUCCCCGGACCCUUACAGGCCCACGCUGGGACUCUAUGGGCGCUGUCUACAGUUGUCAAGAGGGGUCCAGUGCGGCCCAUAUGCCACACACUUUGGGGAGAUCGCCAGCGGCUUCUGGCAGGCCACUUCCAUCUUCCUGGCAGUGGGUAUUCUGCUGCUGUGCACUGUAGCCAUCAUGUCCAUCUUCACCUUGUGCUUCCAGAGCAUCAUGAAGAAGAGCAUCUUCAAUGUCUGUGGUCUCCUGCAAGGCAUUGCAGGUCUCUUCUUGAUAUUGGGCCUGAUGCUGUACCCCGCUGGCUGGGGCUCCAAAAAGGCCCAGGAUUACUGCGGAGCAGAUGCCUCCCCGUAUAAAGUGGGCCUGUGCUCUCUGGGCUGGGCCUUCUACACGGCCAUCGGUGGCACGGUGCUCACCUUCCUCUGCGCCGUCUUCUCCGCUCAGGCUGAGAUCGCCACCUCCAGCGACAAGGUGCAGGAGGAGAUAGAGGAAGGCAAGAGUCUCAUCUGCCUCCUUUAGACAAGAGGAUCAGACCUGGCCUUCAGAAAAGAAAGCCACCAAAGUAUCAAGACAUUAGUGCCACUAAGAGUACAGCCUUCAACCACUCUAACCACUAUUUUUGGCUCUAUUUUUUUAUUUCCCAAUUCUAAUCUUUCAAUAACCUGUCUACAGUAUAAGGAAGAGUUACUCUGCCAUCAAGUGAUUGUAAAUAACCUUGUAUAUACUGUACAGAACCUCAAAGAAAAUGUGAAAUGUAUUUUUGUCAACCUUGAAAAUCACUAGAUUUACCAAAGGUUGCUUCAUUUUGUAUAGAUAGUUAGGUUGACCCCCAUUAUUAUGUUACCGUAGCUACACAACUGAGCAUGGCUUUUAAAAUCAGCAUGCAGAUGGACAAGAAUUGGAAGACGCAUAACUGACUAAAUAGCUGAUGCCCUUUUCAAUAGAUGAAGACCUCACAAGGAUAAAGCAAAUGUUCACUGGUGAUGUUCAUCCAGCAUUCAAGUCAACUUAAGGAUUUAUUCACGGGGGAAAUUACUGUGGAUUUCUCUCUGUUGGCUUACAUUUGUGAGAGACAUGACAGUAAAAGGAGCCAUUUAGCUAUCUCAAGACUUGCUGGAAAUAUCGCACACAAGAAGGAAGGGAUUGUACUAAACCGCAAUGCCGACAAAUCCCCUCUGGCAUUCCUUUCUUAUCCUUUUUAUGUUUGUUUUAGGCUUUUUUUUACUCACUAGCUCACUGCCAAAAAUGAAAAAGGGGGAAGAGACAGGUUUGGCCGCCAUUUCUCUUCCCCCUCCAUCUUUAAAGAAAUGUGUCAGGGAAAGAAAUUCACAGACUGGUACCAAAAGUGUCCUUUGCAAGGGGGAAGCACUCCUCUGCCAAAAAAGGAGGUUCUACCUGCUUGGAGAACAUCCUUCAAGAUCCUUUAGCACGCUCAGUGUUCCUAAUAAGGUCUUACAUCAGCAACUGUAUUUUUAAGCUUGAACAUCUCCCACAACUGAUAAUACUGCUUAGUGCAUGUCCAUAGACCAGGGGUGUCCAAUCUUAUCAGCAAAGGGCCGGUGUGUGUGUGGGUGUUUGGGAUAACCUGUAGGUCAGCUGUUCAAACCCUGGUGUGAGGACUCUUCAGCCAAUCAAUCCUCUAAUUAGUAAUCUAAUUAGGCAGCGAAAAUCCACAUACACACCAGCCCUUUGCAGAUAAGAUUGCCCACCCCUGGUGUAGACACCUAAAAUGACAAACCAAAAAGCAUUACAAAAGAUUUAAAAAUAUAUGGUACUAAUUUGUACCCAUAGUAGAAAGGGGAAUAUUGCAGAAGACUGUAUUCAAAUGACAUUGUCUUCAUAGAUCUGCUGUAAGAAUGUAAUUUUGACUUAACUCAUUAUUUAAGGUUCAAGUAUGUACAAUAACAUGAGUUACUAGGUGCAUCACAAUUAACACUGAAACUAAAGAUAUAGACACAAUGAAACAAUGGUGAAAUACUAACAAUUAUUAAGCAAUUGCAAGAUAUGCUAAUACAAGGUUCAGAUCCUGAAUUUUUUGUUUUGAAGGUACCAGCUAAUGUAGUAAAUGACUUGUGCAGAAAUGUGAUCCUUGUUUCUGUUUCCCUGAUAUUUCGUAAUUUUUAUUGUAAGUAGCUAACAAGUUGGCUCACAGUAAUUUUAGCUUGUAUAGCUAACCUUAGCUAGUUCAUUACCCAGCCUGUUAUUGGACAGAACAUUACGUGGUUUGAUUACCUUCUGAGCACAUGCCCAUAUGCUUUACCUUUUCAAACACUGCGUUCAUUAACGGCUUAUUGUGAUGCAUAUUUCCAGCGUCUGUUUUCAUUUUUCGGAAAGGCAAUUCUUCAGUAUAUUUACACAGUUUUAGGUUAUCAUGUCAUGCUCUACAAAAUGUGGCUCUAGCCUAAACAAUAAAAUUAUUAUUUUAAACAAUUA
This is a messenger RNA of Brienomyrus brachyistius, 3139 nucleotides long. RefSeq names its product LHFPL tetraspan subfamily member 2b (gene lhfpl2b). Gene Ontology annotation, cellular component: membrane. Bases 566 to 1225 code for a protein of 219 amino acids. The record is from RefSeq and is a predicted model, not a curated record. NCBI's taxonomy places the organism in Eukaryota, Metazoa, Chordata, Actinopteri, Osteoglossiformes, Mormyridae. The transcript is spliced from 3 exons.